CAUAAACGUCGCGUCCCCUCAACACUCUUUCCUUAACCACCACCCACUACCGCCACUCCUACCUGUCACAUACCUGUAUAGUUUGUAAAUUAAGCAAAACAAUGGCACCUAAACCCGCAUCCACUGCUGCCAAAGCCCCUGCAUCCACCGCCUCCAAGGCACCAGCUAAGGCUGACUCUGGAUCAAAGGCUGCGAAGAAGACCGCUGCUAAGCCACAGGCUCCCGCUGAGGGUGAGAAGAAGAAGCGCCGAAAGGUCCGCAAGGAGACGUACAGCUCGUACAUCUACAAGGUCCUCAAGCAGGUCCACCCUGAUACCGGUAUUUCAAACAAAGCCAUGGCUAUUCUGAACUCGUUUGUCAAUGAUAUCUUUGAGCGCAUUGCUACCGAGGCAUCCAAGCUUGCUGCUUACUCCAAGAAGUCGACGAUCUCGUCGCGUGAGAUUCAAACAUCUGUUCGCCUUAUCUUACCAGGAGAGCUGGCAAAGCACGCCAUUUCUGAGGGUACUAAAUCUGUUACCAAAUUCUCUGCUGGUUCUAAGUAAUCUUCGCAUAUUUCACCCGUGUAUUGUUACCAUACCGUGUACCUUUCGUUAUUAGAGAUACCUCCACAGUACUCCCAUCGCAUGGGGCGCAAAUAUGAGCCGCCCAUAACAUGCUUCAAUUGAUAUUCCUUUGACCUUA
Messenger RNA from Suillus fuscotomentosus, 681 nucleotides. RefSeq names its product histone-fold-containing protein. The transcript is spliced from 6 exons. The record is from RefSeq and is a predicted model, not a curated record. Lineage: Eukaryota; Fungi; Basidiomycota; Agaricomycetes; Boletales; Suillaceae. Gene Ontology annotation, biological process: nucleosome assembly. Gene Ontology annotation, cellular component: nucleosome. Gene Ontology annotation, molecular function: structural constituent of chromatin; DNA binding; protein heterodimerization activity. Bases 102 to 542 code for a protein of 146 amino acids.